Molecule: messenger RNA, 2046 nt
Organism: Penicillium angulare
Lineage: Eukaryota; Fungi; Ascomycota; Eurotiomycetes; Eurotiales; Aspergillaceae
Product: DEAD/DEAH box helicase
Exons: 2
Coding region: 1-2046 (681 amino acids)
Cellular component (GO): nucleus
Molecular function (GO): RNA helicase activity; ATP binding; RNA binding
Source: RefSeq, a predicted model, not a curated record
AUGGCCGACGGUCUUCAAAUGGGAAACCUUUCCAUCAACGAGUCCCAGCACGCGCCCCAAGGCAACAACCCCCCUCAGGGACGCGCUGCCUAUAUCCCUCCUCACCUCCGUUCCCGUGGUGGAGGUGGUGGCGACAGUGCUCCUCCUGCUCCCGGUCCCGGCUUCGGUGGCCCUCGUAACGGUCCUCGCGGUGGAGACUGGGCUAACGCUAACGCCCCCGACUUCAGCCCUCGCGGUCCCUCAAACGGUAAUUUUGGCUGGAACCCCCAGGAACAAAUCCGGCCUUUCGAUCCCCUUGCUUACGGACAUCCAGGACACAGCGGUGGCUCCUCUUACAGCGGCGGCGGUGGUGGCGGCGGUUCUGCCCGUGGAUCAGGAGAUGGACAGUGGCGCGACGGAAAGCACAUCGCCGGCCCUGCCAACGCCCGCGUCGAGCGCGAACUUUUCGGUGUCCCCAACGACCCCUCGAAGCAGCAGACCGGAAUCAACUUCUCCAACUACGACGAUAUCCCUGUCGAGGCUUCUGGUAAUGACGUUCCCGAGCCCGUCAACACCUUCACCAACCCCCCUCUGGACGAUCAUCUUAUCUCUAACAUCAAGCUCGCGAGCUAUGUCACUCCUACCCCUGUGCAAAAGUACUCUGUUCCUAUUGUCAUGAACGGCCGCGAUCUGAUGGCUUGUGCCCAGACCGGUUCCGGAAAGACUGGUGGUUUCCUCUUCCCCAUUCUCUCCCAAGCCUUCCAGAACGGGCCUUCUUCUGUUCCUGCCCAGGCCUCUGGCCAGUUCAGCUAUGGUCGCCAGCGCAAGGCCUACCCCACUUCCCUCAUCUUAGCCCCCACUCGUGAGCUGGUUUCUCAGAUCUUCGACGAGUCCCGCAAGUUCGCUUACCGCUCAUGGGUUCGCCCAUGUGUCGUCUACGGUGGUGCCGACAUUGGCUCCCAGCUGCGCCAGAUUGAGCGUGGUUGCGAUCUGCUCGUCGCUACUCCCGGUCGUCUUGUUGACUUGAUUGAGCGUGGCCGUAUCUCGCUCAUGAACAUCAAGUAUCUGGUCCUGGAUGAGGCUGAUCGUAUGUUGGACAUGGGUUUCGAGCCCCAAAUUCGCCGCAUUGUUGAGGGUGAGGAUAUGCCCCGUGUUGAAGACCGCCAGACUCUCAUGUUUUCGGCCACCUUCCCCCGUGACAUCCAGAUGCUUGCCCGUGAUUUCCUGAAGGACUACAUCUUCUUGUCCGUCGGUCGUGUGGGUUCCACUUCUGAGAACAUUACUCAAAAGGUUGAGUACGUUGAGGACGCCGACAAGCGCUCUGUCCUUCUGGACAUCCUUCACACCCACGGCACCAGUGGUCUUACUCUGAUCUUCGUCGAGACCAAGCGUAUGGCCGACUCCCUCUCCGACUUCCUUAUCAACCAGCGAUUCCCCGCAACCGCCAUUCACGGUGAUCGUACCCAACGUGAGCGUGAGCGUGCUCUGGAAAUGUUCCGUAACGCACGUUGCCCCAUUUUGGUUGCUACCGCUGUUGCUGCUCGUGGUCUUGAUAUUCCUAAUGUCACCCACGUCAUCAACUACGAUCUGCCCACCGACAUUGACGACUACGUUCACCGUAUCGGUCGUACUGGUCGUGCUGGUAACACUGGUAUUGCCACUGCUUUCUUCAACCGUGGAAACCGUGGUGUUGUCCGCGACUUGCUCGACCUUCUUAAGGAGGCUCACCAGGAAGUUCCUGCCUUCUUGGAGAGCAUUGCUCGUGAGGGCUCUGGCUUCGGCGGUCGUGGUGGCCGCGGUGGUGGUCGCGGUCGUGGCGCCAGCAACGCCACUCGUGACGUGCGUCGCUUCGGCGGUGGUCCUGGUGGUGGCCCCGGCUUCGGUGGAAGCUUUGGCGGCGCUCCCUCAUACGGUGGAAGUGGCGGCUACGGCGGCUCUGGUGGUGCCGCCCCCUCUUACGGCGGCGCUGGUGGUGGUAGCUAUGGCGGUGCUGGUGGUGGUGGUGGCUACGGUGGUGGUAGCUACGGAAACCCCUCCGGCCCUACUGGUCCUUCUUCCUGGUGGUAA